Messenger RNA from Pelagomonas calceolata, 1970 nucleotides. The record is from the annotation of a GenBank genome assembly. Lineage: Eukaryota; Pelagophyceae; Pelagomonadales; Pelagomonadaceae.
AGAAAAUUGAAAGUGUGGCAUCUCAGCCCCAAAAAACGCCAUCGCACGCCCGCCCAAGAGCCCAGAUCAGCCCCACGAGCGGACCGAGGCCCGUCGCCAGCGAUUUGCAAGCGACCAGCCAAAAAACGCGGACGCCAGCGGCGUUUUAGUCGAUUUUGGCGCCUUGGCGCGAGAGCCCAGCCCAGCCCCUAGGCGCGGCGCGCGGCGCAUACAGCUCAUGGACCCCGCCCGCCGCCCCGCCGGCGCGCCGGACGUCAAACCGGAGCCCGCCGCGGCGCCGCCGCAAGCCGGCGACGACGCGGACCCGUCCAGCCAGUUCGCCAAGGACGGCUACAUCAAGUUCGCCUCGCCGCGCCGGCCCCUCGAGGCCAUCGCCGAGGCCGCCGCGUCGCCGCCGCCCAAGCGCGGCGGCCCGCGCACGAAAACCGAGGGCGACAGCCCGUUCGCCGGCCUCGCCGCGGCCGUCUCGUUCUGCGGCGGCUCGGGCCCGGCGACGCCGGGCGGCGUCGACUGGGCCGGGCUCUUGGCGCGAGGCACGCCGACGCCGACGCGCGGCGAGCCCAAGCGGCGGACGCCGCCGAAGCACGUCCGGACGCCCGGGAGACAGCGCGACGAUUUGAGAUUGGACUUCUGCCUGUCUCCGCUCGACGCGCGGAGCCCGCCCCACUCGUCGCGACGGGCGCCGUCGUCGGAGGCGACGAUGACCGAUUUACUGCCCGUGCAACCGCGGCGCGUCGACGACGAAUUGUUAUUAGACCACACGGCGGCGCGGACGCUCAUGGAGGUGGCGGCGUCGCCGGCGCGCGUCGCGCGGUCGCCCGUCCGGUCGGGCGACGCGCCGCCCGUGCCGUCGUCCUUCCGCGCGCGCGGCUACCGGCGCCCCUCGCGCGGCGCUGCCAAACAAGUCAUGCCGCCGACGCCCGGCGGCGUUCAACAACUGGGGCCGCCCGUCCAGUCGACGCCCUCGCCGAACAUGCAGCCGCAGUCGCGGCGGAAAAGAGGAAGGGAGGGCAAGGCGUUGGCCUCGACGUCCUUCAAGCCGUGCAACUGCAAGAAGUCGAAGUGCCUCAAACUGUACUGCGAGUGCUACGCCGCCGGCGUCUUCUGCCGGGACUGCAACUGCCUCGACUGCCUCAACAAGACGGACGAGCCGCUGCCCGUGAGCCCGUACCCGGCGUCGGACCCGCGCGGCCGCGUGCGCCACACGGACGUCGAGGCCGCGCCCGAGGUCAUCAGACAUUCGGCCCAGAAGCGCAAGCCCCAGUCGAAGCAGCGGCAGGAGAGCGGCUGCUUCUGCAAAAAAUCCAGAUGCCUCAAGAAGUACUGCGAGUGCUUCGAACGGGGCGAGCUCUGCGAGGCGUCGUGCCGCUGCGAGAACUGCCAGAACUACCCCGGGAGCGAGGAGCUGGCCGCGGCGCGGGCGUCGCGCGGCCGCGGCUCGAAAUCUAGAAGGGUCUCGACGUCGUCGGCGCAAAAGCCCGCGCGCGUGACCGUCACGCCGGACCAGGCCCUGCCGCCGCUACCGACGAACGAGCAGGCGUCCAGACUCGCCGCGGCGCGCGCCGUCGUGCGGGCCAAGCGCUCGGCCGCGGAAGCGCUGACCGCGGCCGCGGCGCACGACCCCCUCCCCAAAAAGAAGAAGGCCAAGACGCCGGCCCAGCGCCAGGCGUCCGAGGCCCAGGCCGCGCUGCGGAGCGCCACCGGCGCCGUCGCCGCGGCGAAGAAGGCCUUCGCCGCCGACGCGCACGCGGCCUUCGUCCAGCGCCAGGCCGCGCUCGAGGCGGGCCCGGGCGCGCUGGGCCUGGCCCGGCCGGCGGUCCUGCGGGCCUUCGACGCGCUGCCGUCCGAGGACCUCUACGGGGCGUGCCUCGUGUCGCGGCGGUGGAACGGCCUCGCGCUGGACCGGUACCUCUGGGGCUUCUUCUAGGUCGCUGCUUGCUGCUUGGUUCGGCCUAACGACAUAGUCCAGU